AUGGCAGGUGAUAUCACCUAUGCAGACGUGGCAAUGCUACCAAGGGAAAGACAACACAUUCCUUCUGGGACAUCAGCUCCAGGAAACACCAUCACUUAUGCUGAGCUGCCUGUGAAGCCAAAACCCAAAGGAAGCAGCAAAUCAGACACCUCCACUUCUGGCUGCCAACAUGGGCACUCAGUCUGGUUCUACAUGGCAAUGGUGCUGGGAGUCCUUGUGAUCAUCCUGCUAAGCAUCACAGUGAUACUAGCCAAGCCAUUUUUGAAGGGCAGAGCUGGAAAAUCAGGAAGUCUGUCCCAGUAUGGUGUAAAUAGCAGUGGCAAUCACAUUUCCUCUGAGAAGAUUGUCUCAGUGGUGCUUCUGAAAUGGCUCGUGGAGGAACUGUGUGAAGAUGGACAGGAAACAGCAUGUGAGCUCUGUCCACCUGGGUGGCAACUACACAGAGGGAAAUGUUACUACUUCUCUGAGGAGGCUAUGAGCUGGGAUGACAGUCAGAGAAACUGCCUGGCCAGGAAAUCCCAGCUUCUUGUCUUUGAAGAUGAAACUGAGAUGGAAUUUAUAGACAGUAAAGAGAAAGAUACCAAAUAUAUCUGGAUUGGGUUGAAGAUGCAGGACAUGAAAACAGAAUGGAGUUCAGCUGCAGAUCCCAGAGCAAAAGGAAACAGCAUAGCUGAAAAUAAAGAGGCUGAGAAGAACUGUGCUGUUUACAGAAGAAAAGACAUGAUCCAAGCAGAUAACUGCCAGACUCUAAAGAAGUGGAUCUGCAAGAAGAAUGCAACUUUAUUGGUGCUCUGA
Messenger RNA from Indicator indicator, 795 nucleotides. RefSeq names its product killer cell lectin-like receptor subfamily F member 1. The record is from RefSeq and is a predicted model, not a curated record. The transcript has 7 exons. The coding region runs from base 1 to 795 and encodes 264 amino acids. NCBI's taxonomy places the organism in Eukaryota, Metazoa, Chordata, Aves, Piciformes, Indicatoridae.